CAAAAACAGCUGUUGUUGACAUAUAUUGAAACCAGAGAACGUAUAACAUAUAUUUCUUCUGUAACAAACUUUGAAUUCAUCAAUCUUGCGUUUUUCAGAAAAUAUAUCAUAAUUUGAACAUGUAUUGAAUAAGGUUAUUCGCUCAAAUAAAUAGUAAAAUGGAGUUUCGAAAUGAAGAAAAUGAUCAAAUUGUGAAGCUUAAAAACAGUGUACAUGAAAAGUUUGUUGAACUACGCGCAGCUCUAGAAAUGAGAGAGAAGCUCUUGCUGAGGCAAUUGGAAGUGGUUGCCUCAACAAAACAACACCUUUCUGAAUGUGGAGCUGAAAGCAACCUCACAAAAUCUACAUCAAGUGAAGAUGAUAUCAAAAUUUUGUUUGAAGACGAGGUUGAAUUAUUACGUACAAUUCGAUCCUUUGGUCGGUUUCAGUUAGGGUCUAUUGUGUUGGCCUUAAAGCAUGAGGACUAUAUAACUCCGAAUUGUGACCACGAAAUAAUGUACAAAAAUAUUCAAUCUGAUGAUAAGCAAAUCAACCAAUUACCUCAGCAAAAACAAACGUCCGAUUUUGUUGUAGUGGACUUGUCUAAGGACAAAUGUCUGUUUGAGAAUAAUGCAAAGCAUAUAAAUGAUUCUAUUGUUAAUAUUACACUUGAAGAAGCGAAGGAACUUAUAAGAAAAACACGUUUGAAAAAUAACACUAAAGUACCACCGUUGAAUUUAGAAGAAUUGGACGACGAGAUGGAGUCGUCUAUUGUUGAAGCCGUUUCCAAUUUAAGCCGAGAGUCUUACAACAACAAAUAUAAUCCAGGUACUAACAAAUCAUACAAUGAGCGAAAAGAAAGUUCUGCAAAGAGAACAAUGCUUGGUUGUUCUAAAUCGAACGUUACCAUUAACAAUUGCAAUGGUACUAUUAAUCUUCGUAAUAUAUCGAGUGUUACAAUAAAUUGUGGUAACGACAAUUGCGAACAUCUAGGGGAUAUAAAAAAAUACAGCAUGUCGUCGGGCUUAAAAGUCUCUAAUGCUACCGGGACCACAUAUGCGGGUGAUUAUAAAUCAGAAUCUUCCACCCCUACACCAAGCUCGGUUAAUUCAUGUUCAAAUCAUUCGAGUAACUCAAGUUCAAGAUCUCAUUCUAAAAAAGUACAAAAAGGCAAUUUUAGUUCAGAGAGCCACAGUAAGCCAGAUAAAGAAUCUAAAGGCACUUCCUGUUUUGAAACCGAACCAAACACCGGAUGUGAUAAUAUAAAUGCUGAAUCUAAAAAUAUAACUUGUGAUUUUUACAAUCGUCUUAUAAAUGAAAUCAAACGUAACUUAGAUGAAAAGUCGUCACUUGAUAUUGGCUCAUUAAAAAAAUCGGUGCCCUCAAAUGCAAGUAAUUUAGAAGUUGAGCAUUUAAAACCUAAUUUAGUGUUUAAAAAUUUUGAAAAUCUUAAUAUUGUAUUAAAAAAUGAUAGACAAGAAGAAGCUCUUCGUUCAGUCCAUAUAGAACAUUGGCUAUCAGAAAUUAUUAAAGAUACCGAUUUGGAGCCAAUGCAAAACACAGAAAUAUUAGAGCACAGCAAAUUAAAGGAUUGAACGGUUACCAACUAUUUCACCCGUAAUACUUUUUAAAUUCCAAACCUUUUUAAACAUUCAGAAGGUACUUAUAUAUAUAUAUAUAAUAUUAUUCAAAGCUUAAGUCCUUAAGAAAUCAUUCAUUCGUAAAAUGAAUAUUUUUCAGAUAUGUACAUAUGUUAAGUACUAUAAUCCAUACAACUAAUUUAAGGUAAUAAUGUACGUACUUAAUUUCAAUAAGUGUAAUUUUUAGUACAGUUUUGAAACAUUUUUACGCAUUUAAAUUCACAAAUAAAUUGUCUUCAUUGUAUUUUGAAUCGAA
Molecule: messenger RNA, 1875 nt
Organism: Ceratitis capitata (Mediterranean fruit fly)
Lineage: Eukaryota; Metazoa; Arthropoda; Insecta; Diptera; Tephritidae
Exons: 2
Coding region: 159-1574 (471 amino acids)
Source: RefSeq, a predicted model, not a curated record